Melanotaenia boesemani (Boeseman's rainbowfish) is the source of this 14799-nucleotide messenger RNA. RefSeq names its product low density lipoprotein receptor-related protein 2a (gene lrp2a). NCBI's taxonomy places the organism in Eukaryota, Metazoa, Chordata, Actinopteri, Atheriniformes, Melanotaeniidae. The coding region runs from base 1 to 13971 and encodes 4656 amino acids. The record is from RefSeq and is a predicted model, not a curated record. Gene Ontology annotation, molecular function: protein binding; calcium ion binding. The transcript has 78 exons.
AUGUGGAGAGCACUGCUACUUAAACUCUUUUUGGUCUUUUUAUGCUGUGUUAGAUGGUGCCAUUCUCAGGGAUGUGAAUUGGGGCAGUUCCGCUGCGGGACAGGUCGAUGCAUUCCGAUUAACUGGCACUGUGAUGGGACAUCAGACUGUGUUGAUGACUCUGAUGAACACGACUGCCCUCAGGUAACAUGUGAUGACAGUCACUUCCAGUGUCUGAGCGAUGGUGAUUGUAUCCCAGAUGUAUGGGUGUGUGAUGAUGAGGAAGACUGUGAAGAUGGCUCAGAUGAGAGGCUACAAUGUCCUGGCAGGACAUGCACCAGUGGUCAGUUCAGCUGCAGUAACGGUGCAUGCAUCCCAGGAGAAUACCGUUGCGACCACCUGGCAGACUGCUCAGAUGGAUCUGAUGAGAGAAACUGCCAUUAUCCAGAGUGUACACAACUGAGGUGUGCUAAUGGGGCCUGCUACAACCGGACACAGCGAUGUGACCACAUUCUUGACUGCCGUGAUGGAUCUGAUGAGGCUAAUUGCACACAGCACUGCAAUACGGGUCUGUUUCAGUGUCACAAUGGACUGUGUGUUCCUCACCGCUAUGUCUGUGACCAUGAUGAUGAUUGUGGGGACCGAAGCGAUGAGCUUAACUGCACAUACCCCACAUGUAGAGGGAAUUACUUUACUUGUCCCAGUGGCCGCUGUAUCCACCCAGUCUGGCUUUGUGAUGGAGAGGAUGAUUGUGAGGAUAACGCAGAUGAAAAAGGCUGUGACAAUGUUCCACGAGAGUGUUAUCCAGGGGAAUGGCCCUGUCCAUCCUCUGGUCUCUGUAUCCCAAUGGACAAGCUGUGUGAUGGGAAGGCUGACUGUCCAGAUGGAGAGGAUGAAACUAACACUACUGCUGGGCGCAACUGCAGUAUCUGGAGAUGUGCAUCUUUGAGCUGUGAACAUCACUGUCACGCUUCCCCUGAGGGAGGAACUUGUUCUUGUCCUUCUGGAUAUAUUGUCAGCAGCAAUGAUAGUCGUUCAUGCAUAGAUUUUGAUGACUGCUCCAUGUGGGGUGUGUGUGAUCAGCUGUGUGAGGACCGGAUAGGCUCCCAUCACUGUAGCUGUCUAGAGGGCUAUGUUCUUGAGCAGCACAGAUAUUGCAGAGCUGAUGCCUCAACUGGAGUUCCUUCUUUAAUAUUUUCUAAUGGCAGAGACCUGGUGAUAGGUGACAUCCAUGGAAACAAUCUGCGAACUUUGGUUAAUUCACAGAACAGAGGGAUUGCAGUGGGAGUGGACUUCCACUAUAAUCUCCGCAAGAUCUUCUGGACAGAUACUAUUCAAAAUAAGGUUUUUUCGGUGCAUAUGGAUGGCUCCAACAUGCAGGUGGUUUUGAAUGUAUCAGUUGACUACCCUGAGAAUUUGGCAGUGGACUGGGUGAACAAUAAACUGUAUGUAGUGGAGGCCAGCGUCAACAGGAUUGACAUGGUGGACUUUGAUGGAAGUAACCGGGUCACACUCAUCACCGAAAACCUCGGAAACCCUAGAGGGCUGGCAGUGGACCCCACUGUUGGGUAUAUGUUUUUCUCAGAUUGGGAGGCAGCAAAUGGACAACCAGGCCUUGAGCGGGCCUUCAUGGAUGGCACCAACCGCUAUGGGAUUAUUGGGAGUAAACUAGGCUGGCCAGCUGGUAUCACACUGGACAUACAGGCUAAGCGCAUCUACUGGGUGGACAGUCGCUAUGACUACAUUGAAACUGCAACUUAUGAUGGUCUGCACAGAAAAACUGUUGUCCAUGGAGGUGCUGUGGUCCCACACCCAUUUGGUAUCAGUCUGUUUGAGCACAAUGUCUAUUUCACGGACUGGACUAAGAUGGCUGUCAUGAAAGCCAACAAGUUCACUGACAGCAGUCCUGAAGUGGUUUACAGAACAUCUCAGACUCCACAUGGAGUAGCAGUGAUGCAUCAGCUGAAACAGCCUGAAGUAUCAAACCCUUGCAGUGUAAACAAAGGUGGAUGUGAACAGAUCUGUGUUCUGAGUCACAGGAGUGACAAUGAAGGACUUGGUUACCGUUGCAAAUGUUGCAUGGGCUAUGACCUACACGCCGAUGGCAAACGUUGUGUGGCUGUGAGGCAGUUUCUGCUGUUCUCCAGCCAGCUGGCUGUGAGAGGGAUCCCCUUUAACCUCUCCUCUCAGGAGGACAUCAUCUUGCCUGUCACUGGAUCACCCUCCUACUUCGUUGGAGUGGAUUUCAGUGCUGAAGAUGAUACUAUCUUCUUCUCUGACACAGCCAAAGAUAUUAUCUAUAAACAGAAAGUGGAUGGGACAGGCAGGGAGGUACUGGCAGCCAACAGAGUGGAUGGAGUGGAGGAUCUGGCUUACGACUGGAUUUCUAAAAACCUCUACUGGACUGACCCUCGAUACAGGAGUAUAUCUGUCAUGAGGAUUGCUGAUAAGUCCAGGAGAGCCAUUAUACAAAACCUCAACAACCCAAGGGCCAUAGUGGUGCAUCCUCUAAUUGGGUAUAUUUUUUGGACUGAUUGGUACAGGCCAGCAAAGAUCAUGAGAGCCUGGGGUGAUGGGUCACAUGCCCGAUCUAUUGUAAACACUACUCUUGGCUGGCCAAAUGGCCUAGCCAUCGACUGGAGCUCAAUGCGUCUGUAUUGGGUGGACGCGUUCUUUGACAAAAUUGAGCACUGCAAUUUUGAUGGACAGAGAAGGCUUUCUUUGGAUCGCAUAACCCAGAUCUCACAUCCAUUUGGCCUCACCAUUUUUGAAGGCUAUGCAUAUUUCACUGACUGGCGUCUGGGUGGCAUCGUGCGUGUGCGCAAGACUGAUGGUGGGGAGAUGGUUAUUAUCAGAAGAGGAAUUAGCCACAUCAUGCAUGUCAAGUCAUUCAACUCCAAUGCUCAGACUGGUUCCAACUUCUGCAACAGGCAGGCAAAUCCUAAUGGAGACUGCAGCCACUUCUGCUUCCCAGCACCAGACUCACAGAGGGUGUGUGGCUGCCCAUAUGGCAUGAAGCUGUCGUCCAACCAGCAGACAUGUGUUGAGGACCCUUCCAAUGAACCCCCCACACUGCAGUGUGGUGCCAACUCUUUCUCCUGUGGCAACGGCAAAUGUGUCCCAAACAGCUACAGAUGCGAUGGUGUUGACGACUGCCAUGACAACACUGACGAAGUCAAUUGUGGAGUUAACAACAACACUUGUUCCCCUUCUGCCUUCACCUGUGCCAAUCAGCGCUGUGUGCCUGCAGGAUGGCGCUGUGAUGGGCACAAUGACUGUUUUGAUAAUAGUGAUGAGAUCAAUUGCCCUACACGUGUGCCUGGAACAUGCCCUGCCAAUCAGUUUACCUGUGCCAACAACCGUUGUAUCCCACAUACCUGGCGAUGCGAUACAGAUAAUGACUGUGGGGACAGUUCAGAUGAAGCUGACUGCCAUCUGGGAGGUACAUGCCAUCCAGGACAAUUUCAGUGUCCCGACCACCGUUGUAUAGACCCUAACUAUGUUUGCGACGGAGACAGGGACUGUGUUGAUGGAGCAGAUGAGCAGGGAUGCAUCUACAACUGCACUGCGAGUGAGUUCAAGUGUGCACGUGGUCACCAGUGUAUAAAUUCCUUCUACCGAUGUGAUGGCGUCUUCGAUUGCAGCGAUCGAUCAGAUGAACAAAACUGUCCUACCAGACCCCCAGGGAUGUGUCACCACGAGAGUGAGUUUCAGUGCCAGUCAGAUGGAAGCUGUGUCCCGUCUACAUGGGAAUGUGAUGGUCAUCCAGACUGUGAAGAUGGCAGUGAUGAACACCACGCCUGCCCGCCUCGCACUUGCCCUUCUUCACUAUUUCGCUGUGAUAAUGGAAAUUGUGUGUUACGUAGUUGGCUUUGUGAUGGAGACAACGACUGCAGGGACAUGAGUGAUGAAAGAGACUGUCCCACUCCACCUUUCCGAUGUCCAAGUUGGCAGUGGCAGUGUCCUGGCCACAGUGUUUGUAUCAACCUCACCACAGUGUGUGACAACAGUCCCGACUGCCCCAAUGGUGCAGAUGAGUCACCACUUUGCAAUCAGGAGAGCUGCUCUGACAACAAUGCUGGCUGCACACAUGGUUGUAUCCAAGGCCCAUUUGGGGCCCAGUGCACAUGCCCUGUAGGUUAUCAGCUCAGCAAUGACUCUAAAACCUGUGAGGAUAUAGAUGAGUGUAAUCCCCCUGGACUAUGUAGCCAACACUGCUUUAAUGAAAGAGGCUCUUUCCGCUGUCACUGCCAGGAUGGUUACACUCUUGAAGCAGACCAGCGCACCUGCAAGGCCUCAGAUUCCCGACAGGCGUUCCUUCUUGUGGCCAGUCGGAAUCAGAUUGUGCAAGAUGACAUUACUGCUCAACCUAAUGUAAUCCGGUCGCUGAUCAGAGAUGGACGCAACAUUGUGGCCCUAGAUUUUGACUCUGUUGCUGACCGGGUGUAUUGGUCUGAUACGAGCCAGGACAGAAUCUGGAGCUGUCACAAGAAUGGAAGCGAUAGAACUGUGAUAUUUGACAGUGGAGUGACUGUAACAGAGAGCCUUGCUGUGGACUGGGUGGGCAGAAACUUAUACUGGACUGACUAUGUCCUGGAGACAAUUGAAGUGUCUAAACUGGAUGGCACCCACCGGACUGUAUUAGUCAGUGAAAAUGUCACCAACCCUCGAGGGCUUGUGCUGGACCCAAGAGACAAUCAUCACUGGAUGUUUUGGACCGACUGGGGGAGGAACCCACGCAUUGAGAGGGCCAGCAUGGAUGGAAAAUUGAGGACUGUUAUCAUAAGCAGCAAACUGUAUUGGCCCAAUGGACUAACCAUUGACUACCCAAAUAAUUUGCUUUACUUUGCUGAUGCUUACUUGGAUUUCAUUGACUACUGCGAUUAUAAUGGCAACAACAGAAAGCAAGUUUUGGCCAGUGAUCUGGUACUGCAACACCCCCACGCAAUUACCAUUUUUGAGGAUUUUGUCUAUUGGACCGACAGAUACAUCAACCGAGUGAUGCGAGCUCAUAAGUGGCAUGGGGAGAACCAGACAGUGAUGCUGUUCAACCUCCCUCAGCCCAUGGGUCUGGUGGCAGUACACCCAGCCAGGCAGCCAGCAGGGGAAAAUCAUUGCUUGAGGAGCCCCUGUACUCAUAUCUGCCUACUCUCUGUUGUGGGACCAAGAUACUACUCGUGUGCCUGCCCCUCGGGCUGGGCACUGGCAGCAGAUCAGUUCACCUGCACCAGAGUUGAGGAUCCCUUCUUGGUGGUUGUGAGAGACAGCAUCAUAUAUGGCAUUCCUUUGAACCCAGAUGACAAAAGCAAUGAUGCCAUGGUUCCUGUUGCUGGUCUUCAAAAUGGCUAUGAUGUUGAUUUUGAUGACACAGAACAGGCCAUCUACUGGGUGGAGCACCCAGGUGAAAUCCACAAGGUAAAGUCAGAUGGUACUAACAGGACAGAGUUUGCCCCUGCAGCCAUUCUUGGCACCCCUGUUGGUCUGGCUUUAGACUGGAUAACAGAGAACCUAUACUACACCAAUCCAGCGACACAAUCUAUUGAGGUUUUAAAAUUGAGAGGGGAGGUGCAGUACCGGAAAACUCUGAUCACAAAUAACGGCUCUCCAACUGGUGCUGGCAGUCCUGUUGGCAUUGCAGUAGAUCCAGCACGUGGUAAACUCUACUGGACUGAUCAGGGAACAGAGAGUGGCAUUCCUGCCAAAGUGGCAUCUGCAGACAUGGAUGGCCUGAACCCUGUUAUCUUGUUCACCAACAACCUUGAUCAUAUUGAGUUCCUCACUUUAGACAUCCAAGAAAACAAAUUGUACUGGGCUGUUACCAGCACUGGCAAGAUUGAGCGCGGUGAUGCAGAUGGAAGUAACCGCAUCACUAUAAUGACAGGCCUGUCUCACCCUUGGGGUGUGGCUGUCUAUCAGAACUACCUCUACUUCACCGACCGUGACUUUGAGGUCAUCGAGCGUGUGGACAAGUCUACUGGUGCCAACAAGGUGGUGUUGAGAGACAACGUUUCCGGUCUUAGAGUCCUAAAAGUUCAUUUUCGAGACACAUCUGCAGGUACAUCUAAUGGCUGCUCCAACAAUAUGGGAGUUUGUGAGCAGCUCUGUCUUCCUCGACCACAGGGUCUUUUUACCUGUGCAUGUGCGACAGGUUUUAAACUUGAUGCUGGCAACAGGACCUGCUCUCCUUAUCAGUCUUAUGUCGUCAUAUCCACUUUAUCUGCUAUAAAAGGCUUUAGUCUGGAAGGGUCAGAUCACUCUGAGGCCAUGGUCCCUGUGGCUGGGAGAGGCCGUAAUGCUCUGCACAUUGAUGUGCACAUGGCUUCUGGUUUUAUCUACUGGUGUGACUUCAGCAGCACCAUAGCAUCACAGAACGGGGUCAGAAGGAUAAAGCCAGAUGGUUCAGGAUUACGAAGUGUAGUAACAUCUGGAAUUGGACGCAACGGGAUACGAGGCAUUGCUGUUGACUGGGCUUCAGGUAAUUUGUAUUUCACCAACGCCUUCCUGACUGAGACAUAUCUUGAGGUACUCCGUCUGAACACAACAUUUCGCAGGGUGCUGUUGAAGACCCAGGUGGAUAUGCCACGCCACCUCAUUGUAGACCCCAGAAACAGAUACUUGUUUUGGGCCGAUUAUGGUCAGAACCCCAAAAUUGAACGAGCACUCUUGGAUGGAACCAACCGCACUAUUUUGGUGUCUUCUGGGAUUAUUACUCCACGAGGCCUUGCUCUUGACUGGCACACUGGCUAUGUCUACUGGGUAGAUGACUCUCUGGACAUGAUUGCUCGUGUCAACCCCCAAGGAGGGGAGACAGAGAUAGUAAGGUAUGGCAGCCGUUACCCAACUCCUUAUGGAAUCACAGUGUUUGAAAAUAGCAUAAUUUGGGUGGACAGAAAUCUCAAGAAGGUUUUCCAAGCAAGCAAAGAACCAGGCAUCACAGAGCAACCUGCUGUUAUCAGAGACAACAUCAACAUGCUGAGGGAUGUUACCAUCUUUGACCAGCGUACCCAGCCCACCAGUAUGCAAGAGCUUAACAACAACCCCUGUAUGGAAGCCAAUGGAGGCUGUGCUCACUUCUGCUUUGCCCUCCCAGGCUCUGACACGGGCCACCAGAAUAAAAAGUGCAGUUGUGCAUUUGGAAACCUUGCAGCUGAUAAAGAGAGCUGUGUGGUGUCUACAGAUGAUUACCUCAUUUACACUACUGAGAGUACAGUGCGCAGCUUAAGACUUGAUCCGGAGGACCAUGCAGUCCCCUUCCCUGUUGUCAAUGUGCCUCGAACCUCAGUGGCUCUGGAUUUUGACCUCACAGACAGAAGGAUCUAUUUCACACAGAGCUCAGGUGCAGGAGCUAGCAAGAUCAGCUAUAUCAACCUGUCUUCUCCCUCUUCAGCGCCUAUUGUUGUAGCUUCAGAUCUCGGAGCUCCUGAUGGCAUUGCAUAUGACUGGAUAAAUAAAAGAAUUUACUACAGUGACUAUGUCAACCAGAGCAUCAGCUCUAUGUCUGUGGAUGGUGCUCAGAGAACGAUUGUUGCCCAUGUGUCACGACCAAGAGCCAUCAUGUUGGAUCCCUGCAGGGGAUACAUGUAUUGGACGGACUGGGGAACCCAUGCAAAGAUUGAGAGAGCAACUUUAGGUGGAAACUUUAGAACAGAGAUUGUGAACAGCAGUCUGGUGUGGCCCAAUGGCCUAACUCUAGACUAUGAAGAGGAACGGCUCUACUGGGCAGAUGCCAGCUUACAGAAGAUUGAGCGAUCCUCUCUCACGGGGUCCAACCGUGAAGUCAUCGUCAGCACAGCCAUCUACCCAUUUGCGAUGACCAUGUUUGACGAGUUUAUCUACUGGACUGACUGGAACACUCGUAGCAUCUAUCGAGCCAACAAGCAUGACGGAUCUGACCUGAGGGUCAUGAUUCAAAACCUUCCAUCCCGACCAAUGGACAUCCAUGUUUUGGCCAGGAGGAAGCAGCAGCAGUGUGACAGUCCCUGCCAGCAGUUUAAUGGAGGUUGCAGCCACAUUUGCACACCAGGGCCUAAUGGAGCUGAGUGUCAGUGUCCAUCAGAGGGCCGCUGGUACCUGGCUGACAACAAGUACUGUAUCCCUGAUAAUGGUACUCGCUGCCAGCCAGGCCAGUUCACCUGUAUGAAUGGUCGCUGUAUUCGAGCCCAGUGGAAAUGUGACAAUGACAAUGACUGCGGAGAUGGCAGUGAUGAGCUGGAGAGAGUGUGUGCCUUCCACACCUGUGAGCCCACAGUGUUUACUUGUGGCAAUGGGCGUUGUGUUCCUUACCACUACCGCUGUGACCAUUAUGAUGACUGCGGAGACAACAGUGAUGAAGUGGGCUGUCAGUUCAGACCCUGUGACCCCAACACAGAGUUCACAUGUAACAAUGGGCGCUGCAUUGCAAAGGACUAUGUUUGCAAUGGCAUCAACAACUGCUACGACAAUGGUACCUCUGAUGAGCAAAACUGCCCGGAGAGAACCUGCCAGCCAGAGCAAACAAAAUGCCAGUCUACCAACAUUUGCAUCCCACGUUCAUACCUCUGUGAUGGAGACAAUGACUGUGGGGAUAUGAGUGAUGAAAGCCCGACUCACUGUGCUGCAUCCACUUGUUCCCAGAGAGAGUUCCGUUGCUCCAGCGGCCGCUGCAUCCCCGGCCACUGGUAUUGUGAUGGAGGAUCGGACUGCUCUGAUGGCUCUGAUGAACCCCUCUCAUGCACCACACUGGUCAGAACAUGCAGCACAGAUCAGUUCCGCUGUGAUGAUGGCAGGUGUAUUGCCUUAUCUUGGAUCUGUGAUGGAGACAAUGACUGUGGUGACAUGAGCGAUGAAGACCAGAGGCAUAAUUGUGCCAAUCGAACAUGUUCGAGUGCAGAGUUCACUUGUGUGAACAACCAGCCACCUCAACGGAAAUGUAUUCCACGUGAUUGGGUGUGUGAUGGAGAUGCAGACUGUUCAGAUGCCUUAGAUGAGCAUCAAAACUGCACACACAGAUCCUGUGGUAUCAAUGAGUUCACCUGCAGUAAUGGUCUCUGCAUCAGCAGCUCCUACAGGUGUGAUCGUCGUAAUGACUGUGGAGACAGCAGUGAUGAGCAAGGCUGCACAUACCAGCCAUGCCAACCCCACCAGUUCACCUGCCAGAACGGCCGCUGUGUGUCCCAUGACUUCGUCUGUGACGGCGAUAAUGAUUGUGGAGAUGAAUCUGAUGAGCUGGAGCACAUGUGUCGCACGCCAGCGCCCACUUGUCCCCCUGGAGAGUUCAGGUGUGAAAAUGGACAUUGUAUCGCUCUGAGUCAGGUGUGCGACAGGAAUGAUGACUGCUCAGACAACAGUGAUGAGAAAGGAUGUGGUACCAAUGAAUGCACAGACCCAUCCGUUCACCAUUGUGAUCAUAAUUGCACUGACACACCCACCAGUUUUGUCUGCACCUGUCAUCCUGGCUACCGCCUCAUGUCUGACAGCAAGACGUGUGAUGAUGUCAACGAGUGUGCAGAGACACCCAGCGUGUGCAGUCAAAUCUGUGAAAACACCGUCGGCUCCUAUGUGUGCAAGUGCGCUCCAGGAUUCCUCCGAGAGCCAGACGGGCACAGCUGCCGUCAGAACAGCAACAUCUCACCCUACCUCAUCUUCAGCAACCGCUACUAUCUUAGGAACCUGUCAACAGAUGGACAGGCCUACUCUCUCAUUCUGCAAGGCCUGACCAGUGUGGUUGCUCUGGACUUUGAUCGUGUCGACAAGCACCUCUAUUGGAUUGAUGUGAGCCGUAGGGUGAUAGAAAGGAUGUCCUUCAACGGCAGUAACAGAGAGGUGGUUGUCAACGGAGUUCUGCAUGGGGAGGGGCUUGCAGUUGAUUGGGUAGCCAGGAAACUCUACUGGGUGGACAGCUUCUUGGAUUGUCUCAAAGUAUCUGAACUGGAUGGCCGUUUUGUCAAGAAACUGGCUGAACAUUGUGUGGAUUCCAAUAACACCUACUGCUUUGAAAACCCCAGAGGAAUUGUUGUGCAUCCCAAAUAUGGAUAUGUAUACUGGACAGACUGGGGAGACAAAGCAUAUAUUGGUCGUGUUGGAAUGGAUGGAACCAACAAAACAGCCAUCAUCACCACAAAAAUCGAGUGGCCCAAUGGUAUCACAGUUGACUACACCAAUGACAAACUCUACUGGUCAGAUGCUCAUCUUAAUUACAUUGAGUACUCCGACUUAGAUGGUCAGCACAGACACACAGUGUAUGAUGGAAAUUUGCCGCACCCAUUUGCACUGACUGUGUUUGAGGACAUUGUGUAUUGGACUGACUGGAACACACGCACUGUGGAGAAAGGCAAUAAAUAUGACGGUUCUGGUCGGGAAGCCCUGGCUAAUACCACACACAGACCAUUUGACAUUCAUGUUUGCCAUCCUUACAGACAGCCUAUCGUAAACAAUCCCUGUGCUGUGAACAAUGGAGGCUGCUCUCACCUGUGCUUGAUCCGUAACGGGGGGCGAGAACACACCUGUGAGUGCCCCGACCAUUUCCUCACAGUUCAGAUAGGAGGGGUGACCCGAUGCCUGCCCAUGUGCACCAGCACCCAGUACAGAUGUGCUAACAAUGAACGAUGUAUACCGAUCUGGUGGAAAUGUGAUGGUCAGCGGGACUGCAGAGAUGGCUCAGAUGAGCCCUCUACCUGCCCGAUACGCCACUGCAGUCUUGGCCAGUUUCAGUGCAGUGAUGGAAAUUGCACCAGUUCUCACUUCCUGUGUAACAGCAACCAGGACUGUCCUGAUGGCUCAGAUGAAGACGCUGUGCUGUGUGCUACACAUCAGUGUGAAAGCCAUCAGUGGCAAUGCACGAAUAAGCAGUGCAUCCCUGAGUCAUGGCAGUGUGAUGGUGAAGAUGAUUGUGGUGAUCAGUCGGAUGAGGACCCCGCCCACUGCUCUACCAGGACGUGUCGCCCUGGACAAUUCAAGUGCCGCAAUGGACGCUGCAUCCCCCAGAGCUGGAAAUGUGAUGUUGAAGAUGACUGUGGUGACAAUUCAGAUGAACCAUUAGAGGAGUGCAUGGGACCAGCUUAUCGAUGUGACAACCAUACAGAGUUUAACUGCAAGACCAACUACCGCUGUGUGCCACUGUGGUCUGUUUGCAACGGCCACAACGACUGCAGAGACGACAGUGAUGAGCAAGGCUGUGAUGAAGUGACCUGUCAUCCUAACGGAGACUUCCGCUGUGACAACCACCGCUGCAUCCCUCUGCGAUGGAGGUGUGAUGGAGAUGAUGACUGUGGUGACAACUCUGACGAGCGCAGCUGCACGCCACGCUCAUGCACAGAGAGUGAGUAUCGUUGUGACAAUCUGCGCUGCAUUCCCAAUCGUUGGGUCUGUGACCAUGACAACGACUGUGAGGACAACUCGGAUGAAAGGGACUGUGAGUUGAGGACUUGUCAUCCUGGCUACUUCCAGUGUAGCAGUGGACACUGUAUCGCAGAACGAUUCAAAUGUGAUGGCAAUGCUGACUGUUUGGACUACACAGAUGAGACUUCAUGUCCAACCCGUUUUCCCAAUGGCACAUACUGCCCCCCCUUCCUGUUUGAAUGCAAGAACCAUGUUUGCAUCCAGCCUCACUGGAAAUGUGAUGGAGAUAAUGACUGUGGUGACAACUCAGAUGAAGAGCUGCAUCUCUGCUUGGACAUCGAUUGUGAGGCUCCCUUCCGUUUCCGUUGUGACAACAAUCGUUGCAUCUACAGCCACGAGCUGUGUAACUCUCUUGAUGACUGCGGUGACGGCUCCGAUGAGAAACAGGAAAACUGUCAAACCCCAACACAUGGGCCCUGCUCAGAUGAUGAAUACAAAUGCAGUAAUGGACAGUGCAUCCCUCUGCAGUACGCCUGUGAUGAUUAUGAUGACUGUGGAGAUGAGUCAGAUGAGCUUGGCUGCCACCAUGGCAGUGGGCACACUUGCAGUACCAACAUGUGUGAACACAACUGUACAGACCUGAUGGAGGGAGGCUUCCUCUGCUCCUGCAGACCCGGUUACAAGCCCAGAGCCACAGAAAGACACACAUGUGAAGAUGUGAAUGAGUGUGAAGUGUAUGGAAUGUGUCCUCAGGACUGUAAAAACACAAAGGGAAGUUACGAGUGCUUCUGUGCUGAAGGCUUUCUAUCUUUUGGUGAGCCACAUGGGACCGAGUGUGCUGCUGAAGGAAACCCACCAGUGCUGCUGUUGCCAGACAAUGUUCGCAUCCGUCGUUUCAACCUGAGUUCUGAGCAGUAUUCAGACUAUGUGGACAAUGCCGAGCACAUCCAAGCCUUGGAUUACCUGUGGGAUCCAAAGGGUGAAGGCCUCAGUAUUGUCUAUUGGACAGUUGGAGGUCAGGGAUCUCAGUUUGGCUCUAUAAAGCGUGCCUAUAUGACCACAUUCAAUGAUUUUGGCAACAACCCAGUAAAAGAAGUGGACCUGAAUCUGCGGUACAUUGCUAAUCCCGAUGGCAUCGCUGUGGACUGGGUUGGCGGGCAUAUUUACUGGACAGAUUCAGGGACCAAUCGAAUUGAAGUGGCCAAACUGGAUGGGCGGUACAGGAAGUGGUUGAUCCACACUGACCUUGACCAGCCUGCUGCGAUUGUUGUGAAUCCCUCCCUUGGGAUGAUGUACUGGACAGACUGGGGAAAGAAACCUAGAAUAGAGUCGGCGUGGAUGGAUGGCCAGCAUCGGGAGGUGCUGGUCAAAGAGGAGGACCUUGGCUGGCCUACUGGUCUGGCUCUGGACUAUGUGAAUGGAAACAGAAUCUACUGGUGUGACUCCAAGGAAAACAUCAUUGAGUCUAUGAAGCCUGAUGGCACAGACAGAAAGAUUGUAAUAUCAGGAGAUAUUGGACAUCCGUAUAGUCUUGACAUCUUUGAGGGACAUGUGUACUGGACAACAAAAGAAAAAGGUGAAGUGUGGAAGACAAACAAGUUUGGACGAGGAAAUAAAGUCAAAGUUUUAACCAUCAACCCUUGGCUUACACAAGUCCGUAUUUACCAGGAGCAUCGACACAACCAGUCAGUGCCCAAACCUUGCAAGAAUGUAUGCAGUCACCUCUGCCUCCUCCGACCUGGUGGGUACACCUGCACCUGUCCCCAGGGCUCUCCUCCAAUGAGUAUCGACUCAAGUGAAUGCGAUGCAGCCAUUGAGGCUCCAGUUCCAAUGCCCCUUGCAUGCAGAUGCAUGAAUGGUGGAACCUGCUACACUGAUGAAGGGGGUCUACCCAAGUGCAAAUGUCCAUAUGGCUAUGUGGGCAGCUUCUGUGAGAUGGGGAAGUCGAGGGGUGCUCCAGCUGGAACAGCUGUGGCUGUUCUACUGGCUGUCAUCAUCAUCCUGAUUACUGGAGCUUUGGCUGUUGGAGUUUUCCUCAAUUACAAACGAACAGGAUCUUUCAUCCCCUCCAUGCCCAAACUUCCCAGUCUCAGCAGCCUCGUGAAGUCACCUGACACUGGGAAUGGGGUGAUGUUUCGGUCCGGUGAUAACGUGGAUCUUGGACCAUCACACAUUGGAGUGUCAUUCAUUGACACGGCCAUGCAGAUGGAUGAUAAUUUUACCGUUGAUGCUGGGAGACAGCCAAUCACAUUUGAGAACCCGCUGUAUGCCACUCCUCCUGUGACCAGUGAUCCAGCUGUCAUUCAUGCUUCACAGGUGACUGUUAAUGUGACUGGUGAGCAAUUGGAGAACAACUUUGUGAACCCGGCAUACCGUGGAGAUCAGAGUGUGGGCAUUGUUAAUACAUCUUCUGUCGGAACCAAGCCUGUUCAGGAGUCAAAGUGGAGCUUAUUUAAACGAAAACUAAAGCCAAGCACCACUUUUGAAAACCCAUCAUAUUCAGAGAUGAAGGAUGAAAAGCCUGUUGAAAGCAGCGCGGACACUUCUGUCCCUGAGCCAUCUCCGUUUGUCCCCCCUGCAAAACCCCAGAAGAGGGAUCGUCCCAGCACCUUCUCACCAACUGAGGACAGUUUUAAAGACACAGCCAACCUUGUUAAAGAGGACAGUGACGUAUAACCCCUUCUCUCACUGAUGGGAAUUAAAGAAAAAAAACACACUUUGCACAGAAUUUAUUUUUUUAUGCAGCCUGUGUACAAAAUUCAAAUUGUUUUAGGACAGAGAAAUACAUCUUUAUAGAAUGAAGAAAAAAAAAAAGUCUUCUUUGACUAUGCCUUCUGACAUUUCUUAUGCCAAUACUUGUGGUAAAUGUUUUUUUCUUUAUUACGAUGUACGAUAUGUAUAUCUUUGCACUGAAGCUGCUGAUAGAAAUGUUAAUAAAUGUGUUGUAUAUUUGUAAAUUUGAAAAGUAAGAUUUUGUCAGAAAUAUCUGAAAUAUAGUAGAUAUGAAGUAGAUGAACAUAAACAUAAUAUCGCACAUAUAAAAGGUGAGCUGCAUUCUGAAUGUACAGUUCUUAUAUGAUCAGAGCUUAUUAGAGAAAUAUGCCACUGAACUAAACUGAAGAUGUAUUUACUUCAUCUUGCUUGUUUAUAUACCUCAUUUCAGGGCUGACAAAUGAAAGCACAACUAAAGAAAUUGGAUUUUACCUGAUGCUGUAAACUUUCAGUGAUAUGUGCUCCGCCAUAAAGAGGGUCACAACUUUAAAUAUGUGUGCAAAGCAUACUUACUGUACUUAAUCACACUCAUCUGACUUUGAAUCAACAUGAUUGUUUUUACUGGAAUGGCCAAAAUAGUUUGGAAUGGUACUUGAACAUGUCUGUGUGUUUCAUGGAAAUGUAGCUGAUAAUCGUAAAUGGCGACUUGUGACUUGAGGAUGCAGAUGUAGACGUUUUCUAAACAAAGUGGAUUAAUUCUUUUAUAGAUCGAUUUAUUUUGUAUGAUAAUGA